AUCCUCGGACCCCAUCUCACCCUUGCCGCUGGUUGCAGCACUUAUGUCCUUUACGCCGGUUCCUUCCUCUACUACAACCAUCAUAAACACCAGGCUUUUGCAAUUGCUGCUGGUGGCCUUCUCGGCAUUGGCGCUGGCCUUCUUUGGGCUGCUGAAGGCGCUAUUAUGACUUCUUACCCUCCACCAAAUCGGAAGGGCACUUAUAUCUCCCUGUUUUGGAGCAUUUUCAACAUGGGUGGAGUUGUUGGUGGACUUAUUCCUUUUAUUCUAAAUUACCACAGAAACGAGGCAGCAUCUGUAAAUGAUGCCACUUAUAUUGGCUUCAUGUGUUUCAUGUCAGCAGGGACCCUUCUUUCCUUUGCCAUUUUGCCACCCGACCGUGUUGUCCGUGAUGACGGUACACGAUGCACCAAUGUUAAGUACUCCAGUGUCUCCACAGAGGCAGCCGAGGUUCUCAAAUUGUUUUUUAAUUGGAAAAUGCUCCUUAUUGUCCCUGCUGCUUGGGCGAGCAAUUUCUUCUACAGCUAUCAGUUCAAUAAUGUCAAUGGUCUUCUUUUUAAUCUGAGGACUAGAGGCUUAAACAAUGUGUUUUAUUGGGGGGCACAAAUGCUAGGCUCUAUUGGCAUUGGUUACUUCUUGGAUUUUAGUUUCCAGAGUAGGAGGAUGAGGGGUUUUGUUGGGAUUGGUGUUGUUGCUUUGCUUGGCAGUGCAAUUUGGGGUGGUGGUCUCGCCAAUCAACUUCCUUACUCCCAUGAUCGUCCACCUACCAAGUUGGAUUUCAAGGAGUCUGCUUUUGCUGGCCCUUUUGUUUUGUACUUCAGCUAUGGAUUGCUGGAUGCCAUGUUUCAAAGCAUGGUUUACUGGGUCAUAGGAGCCUUGGCUGAUGAUUCACAGACCCUUAGCAGGUAUAGUGGAUUUUAUAAGGGAGUGCAAAGCGCAGGAGCAGCGGUUGCUUGGCAAGUGGAUUCGCACAAGGUUCCACUGCUUUCCCAGUUGAUUGUCAAUUGGUUACUCACCACUGUAAGUUAUCCAUUGCUGGUGCUUCUAGUCAUGCUAGCUGUAAAGGAUGACAACAAAACUGAAGAUAAAACUGUGAAGGAAGCUACUGUUGCGUCUUCUGAUAAAGACAUCACCACUGCUUAAGUCCACUUAGCUGUUAUUUAUUCUGUUGUCUUUUCCCCCACAUUCUUGCCAAAGUGGAUCUUUUUCUUUACAAGUUUAGACAACUGUUAUGAUGUAUGUGUUACUACGCCAUUGUUAUCUCCAUUAAAAGGAAAUCGAAGUUAAAUGCUUUUGUGCAGAGCUUUCUUCACUCAUAGAAUUCUUGUAUCUUGGUUAACCCUGCUUACGCUCUUCUUGCCCUUUCUUAAUUACAAUCUAUGAAGAUAACCACUGGUUUCUAUUUUUCAGCCAUGACGUACAGUAUGCCUUUUCAGUUGAUACAAGAUAAUAUGUCGCUUGAUCAUGUAUGGAAUACCCCCAAAGCUCUGAAAAACCUUUGCUCUGACAAUAGUAUAAAAGAAUAAAUAAAUCUAGGAAAAGGUUGAAUACUGUAUUGCUUUUUUUUCUUUUUUUUAUAAGUAACACUAUAUUGUUGAUUGCUACUUUUCAUUAUGAUGGUGAAAAACGAACUACUAGAGCAGUUUUCUUUUCUAUGCAAUUCUAUCUGAAUGAGAAGAUAACAAUGACUAUUCAGUGACACUAACGCCUUGGCACCAGCAGAAGUUAGAUGAUGAGGUUCUAAUGUUAUGUUGCACUUUUGCUGCUCCAAGUUUUCUGUGAUACUGCAUCAUCUGAUUUAGCUGUUGUUUCCAUAGAAACAGUUUGCACAAGUUCUAACUUUUCCCUCCUAAAGAAAAUCACUGACUGACAUCCGAUUUCUAGGCCGGUUGUAUUUUGUCAUGAUAUCUUUGUGGCAAUAUAUUUAUAAACUACUCAGUCUGCAAUCAUGAUGUGCGUGGGUCUUUCUGUCCAUAGAUAACACUUUGCUAAGUAUAUUGAGCUAUUAAACUGAUUUGUUAACAGGCAAUCAUGGUUCUUGCUUUGUAAUUUACAUUCUAUGUUAAAACAGAAAUUUGUCUUCGAGACAGAGCAUUGAUGCUGUUGGUUUUGAACUGUGAUGCCUGAUCAAUAAGGUUUUCUUUUAGCAUUCUUGCUUAGGACUAAAUUUUACACGGUUAUUUUUCAGCCUAAAGAAAAUCUACAUAGUAGCUUCUAUCUGUCACAGAUUCAGGCUCCAUUUGGACGAGCGUUGAGAUUGAAAACAAUAAUAAAAAUUUACUGUAGCAGCUAUUAAAAAAUUACUGUAGCUGAGAAUGAAAAAAAAUUUAAUGAGAAAUUUAUGCUAAUUUGACCUCAUUAGGGUUGACGUUUGGAUUCAACUGGAGGUACGGUGAGCUUAAUCACCGGUGCGUGGGAUCCAAAUGGCUACUCAGAGUUCUUUUGUGGUACAGGUCUUUUUCUUCUCUGUUCUGUUUUGGAUAAAAUAAUACUCAAUGGUAAUAGUUUAACAGUGUUAAUCGUCAAAGAAUACAGACAUAGUUUAUAGUUUAGUGUGCAGCAGAUAUGGAAAGUGGGAAACUUAUGAUCCUUGAAAAGCUGUUUUCUUAUUGGCUUUUAAUGCUUAGACACAGGUAGGCAGAUUUUGGUAACAUAGCAAAAACAUGCAUAUUUUAGCAGCAAAAUUUACAACCUAACCUGCUGAAUCACAUUUGUUUCAUAGAACUUUGUUUAUUUUGUGUAUUUUCACAUAUCUUCUUCAAUGAAUUACAAGUUUUGCUCCAUCAGGUUGUUGCUAUACUCUCUUUUCUGAAUCUUGUAAAGUUCUGUAAGGCUGUUGAGUGUGUUAAUUGCAAAAUCAUUUGUAACCAUUCAAUAUCUUGAAUCAUACCAUGUGGGUUUUGAAGUUGUUCUACUUUGUUUAAUGGCUUGCAAUGGCAUUUGCUAAGGUGGCUCUUUUUGCUUUCCUGCUUUAAACUUCAUUUCAUAUAUCAAUAUCUUCCUGGAGAAUUUAUCAAGAGCCUUGCAUAGAAAAUUUUAUUGUACAAAUGUAACAAUGAUGGAUUUUGUUUUCUGGCUGUAUCUGCAGUUUGAUUGGCUUUUUACUUGUGCUUGGAUUGUUUUGUCCAGUAAAAUCCAACUCUUUUUUUAUUAAGCGAUAAGGGGUUUUUGAGCUUUGCCAAAUAUAUCCCCUUCUCGAGCCGAUGUAAACAGGUUUAUCUACACCUGACCUAGCUAAUUCAUGGGGAAGUUAGCUUCCCAUAGCUUUCUAACAGAUUUGAACCUAAAAGCAGAGAACGAAGCACACUCUCUUUACCACUUGAGCCAUCCAUUGGGUAACUUUAAAAUCUUAUUUAAAUGUAGCUCAGAAGCUCUUAUUUAAAUGGUACUGAUUUGGUUUCUGGUGUCUUCAAACAUAUUUAUAUUUGAUUCUUGCUUCUUCAAUCCUUACCAUGUAGGCUUGUGCAACUACGCCAAUUAGGCCUUGCUCCAAAGUUCAGAUCAUGAGUCAAAUUGUUUUUUGUUUCCUCAAAUGUUGUCUGUCUCUCUGU
Messenger RNA from Durio zibethinus, 3551 nucleotides. RefSeq names its product UNC93-like protein 1. Lineage: Eukaryota; Viridiplantae; Streptophyta; Magnoliopsida; Malvales; Malvaceae. The record is from RefSeq and is a predicted model, not a curated record.